Messenger RNA from Puccinia triticina, 486 nucleotides. RefSeq lists its product as uncharacterized. The transcript has 3 exons. Lineage: Eukaryota; Fungi; Basidiomycota; Pucciniomycetes; Pucciniales; Pucciniaceae. Gene Ontology annotation, cellular component: mitochondrial inner membrane. Gene Ontology annotation, biological process: mitochondrial respiratory chain complex IV assembly. The record is from RefSeq and is a predicted model, not a curated record. Bases 1 to 486 code for a protein of 161 amino acids.
AUGGGACUGCUUCCCCGAAAGACACUUGAAUCUCAACAGAAUCCAUACCUCCAAUUUCUUAUUCGCCACGUCCGACAUCGGCCUGUGAUAUUCUUUGGCUUGCCCUUUAUUAGUACCCUGCUCGUCGGCUCCGUCAUGCUCUCCAGGCUUACACAAACCCGAUACGAUUACCAAGCUACCAGGGUCCAAUCGCUCACUCAUGCUGAUAAGCUCAAGCUUGAUCAAGAUCAAGCCAAUCGGAAGCCCUUCGAUCUAAGGGAAGAGUACUUCAAACUUUCGCAACCCUCAGCACCCCAAAUCCCUCAAGAAUCACAGCUCCGUGGUGUGUCGGACGAAAGUACAAAGCAAUCACGGUCGAAACGGUUAAAGAAUUGGGAAGAGUGGGAUGGCGAACAAGUUCGAGUUCAACGUCCUCUCGGCGCCCCCGAAUGGGGUGGAGUCGAUCCUAAGCAGCAAUCACCUGAGAUCGGGACUCGGCUUGUUUAA